AAUGAAUUUCACUAAAUAAUAAUAAUAAAAAAAAAUGAGCAUAGGAUAUUAGCAGAAAAAAGGGGACACAAAUGUACACGCUGAGAGAACUUUCUACAACCAAAGCAUAGCUGUUUUCUUGCUACACUAUCUUCGAGCUCUGUGCUUCUCAAACUUAGGUUUUGUGCAUAAUUUUUUGAAGUUGAAGCAUUGCUUGAAGUUGAUUUCUGGGUCUUCUUCAACUGACAUUAUUAUCAAUCUGUAUAGUGUUCAGGGUAGGUUGAAAGAAGGGGAGGGGGCAGCGAGAAUUCAACUGAGGUUCCUCUUGAGGAUAGUGGUCCUUAUAGCUGCACUCGCGUAUUUUCAACCCUUGGCCAUUUUAAUUUUUUCGAUAAGCCACGCAUUGUGAAGCUUCUAGUAUAUAAAGACAAAUGAAGCAUGAAAAAUGGCUGCAAGGAGUUUUGGUGCUAUUCAUUGGCAUUAUUCCUUCUAUAUUAGGUGCAUUCAUUGGAGUCGAUAUAGGGACAGAUUUGUCUAAAAUGCCACCCGCUUCAGACAUUGUUUCCAUUCUUAAAGAAAACGAGAUAACCCAUGUUCGGCUUUUUGAUGCCGAUGCACACAUGCUCAGUGCCCUUGCCAAUACAAGCAUAGAAGUAAUGGUUAGUGUCACAAACGAGGAAGUUCUUGGGAUUGGGCAAUCCCCAUCAACCGCAGCAGCAUGGGUAAAUAAAAAUGUGGCCGCUCAUGUUCCCAAUACUAAUAUCACUGCUAUUGCGGUUGGUAGUGAGGUUUUGACUACCAUUCCACAUGCCGCCCCUAUUCUCGUUCCUGCGAUGAAUAACCUUCAUAAAGCUCUCGUCGCUUCCAACUUAAACUUCAAGGUCAAAGUCUCCACUCCACAUUCCAUGGACAUAAUUUCUAGGCCAUUUCCGCCUUCAACCGCCAUCUUUAAUUCAUCGUGGAACUCGACUAUGUACCAGGUUCUUCAGUUCUUAAGGAAUACUAACUCGUAUUUCAUGCUGAAUGCGUAUCCGUAUUAUGGUUUCACCACAGGAGACGGCAUUUUCCCGCUUGAGUAUACGCUUUUCCAACCGCUGUCCUCUGUCAAGCAGAUAGUUGAUCCGAAUACUCUCUAUCAUUACGAUAGCAUGUUUGAUGCUAUGGUGGAUGCUGCUUAUUACUCAAUUGAUGCUUUCAAUUUUUCCGGGAUUUCAGUCGUCGUGACAGAAACUGGCUGGCCGUGGAGUGGGGGAGCCAAUGAACCUAGUGCCACUGUAAAAAAUGCUCAGACUUACAACAAUAAUUUGAUUCGAAGAGUUUUGAAUAACUCAGGUCCUCCGAGUCAGCCAAACAUGCCAAUAAACACAUACAUAUACGAGUUGUUUAAUGAGGAUGAGCGUCGUGGCCCUCUUUCCGAGAAGAGUUGGGGGUUGUUUUUCACCAAUGGCUCAACGGUUUAUCCUCUGAGUCUCGGCCCUUCUGGCCUAUUGCCAGGAAAUUCCACCGGUCUUUUCUGUAUCGCCAAGGCAGGUGCCGAUGAGGACAAACUGCGUAAGGGUUUGAAUUGGGCUUGCGGUGAUGGGCACGCUAACUGUUCAGCCAUUCAGGAAGGCCAACCAUGUUACUACCCGGAUACCGUAGAGAAUCAUGCCUCGUAUGCGUAUAAUGAUUAUUAUCAAAAGAUGCACAGUGUUGGUGGAACUUGUGACUUCGAUGGUACAGCGGUUACUACUACUGCCGAUCCUAGCUAUGGUUCAUGUGGUUUUACCGGGAGCGCUAAUUCCACCGCUGGACGAGGAUUCAGUCCUACAGCAUUUGGUCCUGUUAGCCCGCUGAUGGGGAGUAAGAGCAGAAUGUUGUGUCCUGGAGUUGGAGGAGUAUUACUGGGAAUGUUUUUGCAUUGGUUUUGGCUUUGAUUUAUGAAGUGUUGAUUCAAUUUUUUGUACUCAAAUACAAUACAAAUGAGAUAGAUUGCAUUGUUAGUGACAUAAUAGGAAUUAUUGAUCACAACUGUUUAUGUAUGUGUCUGUCCAGAUACUUUUUAUGUCAGUAUGCAAAUGCCAUUUUUUUCUUUAA
Amaranthus tricolor (Joseph's coat) is the source of this 2055-nucleotide messenger RNA. RefSeq names its product glucan endo-1,3-beta-glucosidase 4. Gene Ontology annotation, biological process: carbohydrate metabolic process. The transcript is spliced from 7 exons. Bases 411 to 1895 code for a protein of 494 amino acids. The record is from RefSeq and is a predicted model, not a curated record. NCBI's taxonomy places the organism in Eukaryota, Viridiplantae, Streptophyta, Magnoliopsida, Caryophyllales, Amaranthaceae. Gene Ontology annotation, molecular function: hydrolase activity, hydrolyzing O-glycosyl compounds. Gene Ontology annotation, cellular component: plasma membrane.